GUUCUUCGUUCAUUGAAUUUGCGACCAUGUGGAAGCGUUGUUUUGUAUGUCUUACAAGAUUAGUCUUUCAGUGAAAAAGUUAAGUUGUAGUUUGUGCAUUUAAACUGAGUAAAAUAAUUGUUUUAUAGUGAAUGAAAUUUACGCAGCAGAAGACAGAAUAUUCAAUAAGAUGACACAGAUGUUUUUACUGUUUGAACAUGCCUCGGGCUACUCUCUGUUUCGUGUUAAAGAAUUUGAAGAAGUUACCAUGCUUCAGCCUCAGGUAGAGCAAAAUAUGCUAGAUGUGUCCAAGUUCAAGACUAUUGUACAACUUGUUGCAUUUUCUCCAUUUAAGAAUGCAGCAAAUGCACUGGAUAACAUUAACAGUAUUUCAGAAGGUUUGAUGCAUGAGGAUCUUCAGCUGUUCUUGGAAACAAAUGUUCCAAAAGGAAAGAAAAAGGAGAAAGUGAUACUUGGAGUUGGAGAUGUUAAAAUAAGUGCAGCCAUUCAGGAGACAUUAGGCAUUUCCUGCCAAUAUUCUGGAGUGGUGCCUGAAAUACUGAGAGGUAUUCGACUUCAUUUUCACAACCUGAUAAAAGGUUUGACCCAGCAAUCUGCAUCCACUGCUCAGCUAGGCUUAGGACAUAGUUACUCUCGAGCUAAGGUUAAGUUUAAUGUCAAUAGAUCAGACAAUAUGAUUAUCCAGUCUAUCAGUUUAUUAGACCAACUAGACAAAGAUAUCAACACAUUUGCUAUGAGAGUCAGGGAAUGGUACUCAUACCACUUUCCAGAACUUUAUAAGAUUGUGCCAGACAACUACAUGUAUGCUCGUAUUAUUAAAUUCAUCAAGAACAGAAAAGACCUAAAUGAGGAGCACUUUGAGCCUUUGGAAGAAAUUGUCAUGGAUAGUACAAAGACUCAAGCUAUAAUAGAUGCUGCAAGGUCAUCAAUGGGAAUGGAUAUCUCUCCGUUAGACCUGAUAAACAUUGAAACCUUUGCUUCUAGAGUAAUUGCUUUGGCAGAAUAUCGAAAGCAGUUGAUGGAGUACCUCAAAUCAAAGAUGAGUAAUACAGCUCCUAAUCUAGCAGCAUUGAUAGGAGAGAGUGUUGGAGCUCGCCUGAUAUCUCAUGCUGGAAGCUUAACUAAUCUUGCUAAAUAUCCAGCUUCAACUGUUCAGAUUCUGGGUGCAGAGAAAGCACUGUUUAGAGCUCUGAAGAGUAGAGGGAAUACCCCAAAAUAUGGCCUUAUUUUUCAUUCUACAUAUAUUGGUCGAGCUGGGACAAAAAAUAAAGGUCGAAUUUCACGUUAUCUGGCCAACAAGUGUUCCAUUGCAUCAAGACUUGACUGUUUCAGUGAAAUUCCUUCUGACAUCUUUGGGAACAAGCUCAAGGAACAAGUGGAGGAAAGGUUAAAGUUUUAUGAGACUGGAGAAUUACCUCGUAAAAAUGUUGAUGUAAUGAAGAAUGCACUAGAAGAGGUUUCUGCUCAUCAAGAAGCAGUUUUGAAAAAACAAAAAAAGAAAGAGAAAAAGAAAAGAAAACGUGAGCUUGAGCAGAGUGCAACAGAGCAGUCAUCUUUCAUGGAUACAACUCAAGAGGAAAGCAUUAAUAUUUCAAAGAAAGAAAAGAAAAAGAAGAAAAAACACCUACAAGAUGACCAGUCUUCAUUUUUGGAGAGCACAGUGGAAUAUGGAGUAUUGGACCAGUCCAACUCACUAGCUAAUGGCGAAGUAGAGGCAGACACCUUAGAGCCUUCUCCUAAGAAGAAGAAGAAAAAGAAAAAGAAGGAAUUACAGGAGUGAAUGAGGUUUUUAAGUUGAAACUGUAGGCUGAAUAAUGUUUUAUAAUAAAGGUACAAUAAAAAAAAUUCAUAUUGUUUCAGUAAAUAUUAAUCUAUGUACUGAAAAUAGCAAAACAAAAACUAUUGUUUAUAUUUGAAGUUAUGUAUGUUUUCCAGAAUUGGUUUUAUAAGCCCAGGAAAGUUUGAUUGGAGUGAAACUCUGGUUUUGAAGUGUAAAACACAUUCUGCAUAGAAUAUGUUAAAGCCAGUAAAGCAUUGGACCUCAGCUUACAGACAUUAAUAAAAAUUGAUAUUGCAUUAAA
Molecule: messenger RNA, 2081 nt
Organism: Limulus polyphemus (Atlantic horseshoe crab)
Lineage: Eukaryota; Metazoa; Arthropoda; Merostomata; Xiphosura; Limulidae
Gene: Nop56
Product: nucleolar protein 56-like
Exons: 10
Coding region: 170-1780 (536 amino acids)
Cellular component (GO): small-subunit processome; box C/D methylation guide snoRNP complex
Molecular function (GO): snoRNA binding
Source: RefSeq, a predicted model, not a curated record